Molecule: messenger RNA, 925 nt
Organism: Solanum pennellii
Lineage: Eukaryota; Viridiplantae; Streptophyta; Magnoliopsida; Solanales; Solanaceae
Product: actin-related protein 8-like
Exons: 9
Coding region: 169-789 (206 amino acids)
Source: RefSeq, a predicted model, not a curated record
GUUCAGAAAGAGCGUAUCUUCAAACUUGUCCCUCAGAGAAGAUAAACUGAAGGGCAUUGCUGAAGAAAGGCCGUGUUAGCUUUAUUUUCUGCAAGGGAACUUUCCGGCAUAGUAGUCCAUAUUGGGAUUCACCAGACAUCUGUUGUUCCAGUUCGUCAUGGUGAAAUCAUGCACCAGGUGGGUGUGAAAGCUACGGAAAUUGGAGCAUUGAAGGUCAUGGAGUUCCUUACGAAACAGCUGGAAGAUCAUAACAUAUACUAUGGGAAAUAUUUCACUGAUAAGGCAUUAAGAGAGGAGGCUAUGGGCUCAAGCACGGCUGCUAAUUUUUUGCAUUCGUGCAAGAUGAGCUGUUACGUAGCUCAGGAUUAUGAAGCUGAGCUAUCAUCUAAAGAUAGCAAACUCUCUCUUGUGUUACCGGAUGAUAGCAACAUUACUCUUUCCGUAGAGCGUUUCAGAACCGGAGAGGUUCUGUUUCGGCCAUAUCUUGCAAGAAUGAAUGCUAUGAGUUUGCAGGAUGUUGUAACAUCCUGCAUAAAGAAUUGUCAUGAAGCUAUUGUGGCGGAUGAUGACAAGUGGUAUAAGACAAUUGUUUUGGCAGGGGGGUGUGCGUGUAUGCCCGGGCUAGCAGGGAGAUUAGAGAAGGAAGUCCUUGGACUUCUUCCCCCAUCCAUGACCAGUGGCAUCAGAGUUCUUCCGCCCCCGUAUGGCACCGAUUCUGCAUGGUUCGGGGCUCUAUCGAUUGGCAAUUUGAGCACCUUCCCCACUUCCUGGUGUCAGCAGAGAUCCUGACUCUAAAUAAAACUAGUCGAGUUCGGGAGUGAGUGAUGAGAAGUUGAUCGAGACUCUGAUGUUGAGCAGCUUGACCCAUCUACAACACCUUACAGAUCGAGACUGGACAUCCAUCUGUUCGUCGUUCUCUUUCAGU